UUUGAGAAGGACAAAAUGGUCCAGUCGGUCACGGUGGGUGCGUGAAAAUUGGAAGCGAAGGGCACCGGAAGUACUAGUAGAACACCAGCAUAUACGAGGGAAGACACGGAGAUAGAGAGAGAGAGAGAGAGAGAGAGUGAGAGAGAAAUGCUGGCGAGGAGGUUGAUUUCGUUGUUCAACAAGAGCUCCUCAGCAUCACAGUUUUCCAGUUCGGCAAAGACUGUGGAUGAAGGAAAGAGCUCGUUUGGUCGUAAAGCAGUGUCUUUUCUUCUGAUUACUACUACGGGAGGUGUAGCCUUGAGCGCUCUUAAUGAUCUUGUUAUUUAUCAGAGCUGCAGCAGCAAGGCCAUGGAGAAAGCCAGUAAGAACCCGGCUAUCAUAGAAGCUAUAGGGGAACCUAUUGUGAAGGGCCCAUGGUACAAUGCAUGGCUUGCAGUAGCUCAUAAGAGGCAUUCUGUAUCUUGCACAUUUCCUGUUUCCGGACCACGAGGUGGGGGAGUCUUGGAGGUGAAGGCUGUACGUAAUGGAGAUGACACCUGGCUUUCAUAUCUCAUACCUCGUGAUUGGGACAUCCUAAUCAUUGAUGCCCUUGUUCAUGUUCCUGAAAAUGAAGUGAAGCAGCAAACAAUGCGGAUCGGUAUAUGUGACACCCCUGCUCCAGCUUGCACGGCAUGCACCGGUUGUAGCACUCAAGAAUCAGUGAAUCCAGAGAAGAAAUAAAGUAAUAAACACAUCAGUAAGCAAGAGUAUUUGCCCAUAUAAAUUCUCCUUUUCACAUAAACCUUCGUACAGAGUGGUACAAUAGUAGAAACUUUUCGCACUGAAUUACACUUGAGCAGAGUAUUUUGCCUAGUAGAAGGAGACACAGAGCUUUGGUUGUAGUUAUUCAUUGCAGCCCAUCUCAGUUUUUUCUUGAGGAAGCUUUUGGUUUUUAAUCUUGGGCCGGGUUUGAGAAAGUUGAGUUGGGAUGGACUGACCAAA
Prunus avium (sweet cherry) is the source of this 981-nucleotide messenger RNA. RefSeq names its product cytochrome oxidase complex assembly protein. The record is from RefSeq and is a predicted model, not a curated record. NCBI's taxonomy places the organism in Eukaryota, Viridiplantae, Streptophyta, Magnoliopsida, Rosales, Rosaceae.